Molecule: messenger RNA, 987 nt
Organism: Prunus dulcis (almond)
Lineage: Eukaryota; Viridiplantae; Streptophyta; Magnoliopsida; Rosales; Rosaceae
Product: glycine-rich protein 5-like
Exons: 1
Coding region: 176-673 (165 amino acids)
Source: RefSeq, a predicted model, not a curated record
CCUCAUCACUGCCACUACCGCUAGUACCACCACUAGCAAGGAAGGAAGGAUAUGUCCCCCCACUCCGCACUUAUAUAUUCAUUCCCAGUUCACAAACGCUCCUUUCUCAAUUCUCAAUUCUCAUCACUCUCUCCCCACUAACUCCCCCAAAAAAAGGCAAAAGCAAAACGAAAAAAUGAUGCCAAUAUCAAGUCUUUUCUUAUCCACUCUGCUCCUCUCUGCUUCACUUGUUAUCUCAGCCCGACCCGAAUUCAGUUUCUCAGCUGAACUCAAGCACUCAAAUGACAAACCCACCAACCAGAACAACAAAAACAACAACAAAGGUGGUGGUAAUGGUGGUAGUGGUGGUAAUGGCGGUAAUGAUGGUAGCGGUGGCAUGGGCGGGUUCUUUGGACCCGGCUUCGACAUACCCGGGUUUGGAAAGGGCUUUGGCAGCGGUGUGGGUGGCGGAUAUGGAGGCGGGUAUGGGGGUCCGAAUGGAGGGUACUCCAAGGGUGGUACUGUGAGGACUUCUCUGGUGUGUAAAGAAAAGGGUCCAUGCUACAAGAAGAAGCUGACUUGCCCUGCUAAGUGCUUCACCUCCUACAGCCGAUCAGGAAAGGGGUACGGUGGCGGCGGCGGUGGCGGUGGGUGCACCAUUGAUUGCAAGAAGAAGUGUAGUGCUUAUUGCUAGAGGAAAAUAGAGUGGUGUUCCUGUUAUGCUGCUGCAGCCGGCAGCCGGCAGCCGGUAAUAUUAAUAUAUAUAGUUUGCUAUAAUUAUGUAGUAUGUAUAAGCAUCUGAGUAGUGGACCAUAAUAUAAUAUCGUAUGAGACUAUUUAAUCUUCUUUUUUGCAAGUUUCUACUAAUACGAGUGGCUUAAGAGUAUUUGUUUGUUUUUCCUUUUUUGGUGCUAAGCUUUGCUGGUUGUAUUUAAAGCUUUUUGUGAUUGUGUUGGGUACUUGAAACCUAAAGUCUAUGUGAUAUGAUUUUGCUUUAUUUAAGAGUAA